AAGAGAGGAGAAGAGGCAAGAGAAGACAGAGAUGGCAUAGGAAAUGAGCAAUGAGAGAAGAUGAUGAAAAGGAGAAGAGGGAAGACGAGAGAGAAUGGACACUUGACCAACCACAACCUGUUCAUCUGACCAGAACACCUCAUCACCUUCCUCUCUCUUCACCAUCACCACUGCAUGGCACACAAUCUGAGGGGAACUGUGGUUUACUACAUACAAGGACAACUGCAAUGCAGGGAUUGCUGGAAACGUUCCUUCUUUACAUGCUGAUUAUAGUCCUGUCUGCAGGCGCACUGAAAGGACUUGUUGAAGAUGAAAAAGAAAACAUAGCAAGGGGCAAGCCCACCACGCUCACAUCUGGCAACACCUCUGAGUUGGCCAUAGACGGGGACCCCAACACGUACGCCCUUAGCCAGGUGGACAGUUCACCGACAUGGAGAGUGGACCUGGAGAGGGUGUACCAGGUGGAGACUGUCAGCAUCACCAACAGGAUAGACUGCUGUCCAGAGAAGCUCAACGGGGCCCAGAUUCACAUCGGAAGUGCCAACAGUGCCAAUCCCAGGUGUGCCGUGGUGUCUAUGGUUCCUCCAGGUGAGACGUACACCUACAGCUGCCAUGGCAUGGAGGGUCGCCUGGUCUCCAUCUUCGUCCCCGGCCCAGGGCAGCAGCUGGCCCUCGCAGAGGUGCAGGUGUUUGGCAGACCUGCAGAUAACCUGGCCCUGUUAGGAGCCGUCUCCCAGUCCUCCACCUUCUCCACCCCACAGGGACAGGCCCUGGGCCCUCAGCUCUCCCACGACGGGGACCGCAGCACCAGCGACCCGGCCCUCUGCUCCAGGACACAGGAGGAGAGGUCCCCCUGGUGGAGGCUGGACCUGGGGGAGGAGCACCAGGUCAGCACCGUCACCAUCCUGACCCGGGCCGACCUCCGGCCAGAACCCAUCACCCAGGGAGGAGAGAUACGCGUCGGCAGCUCACUGGACAACAACGGGAACGACAAUGCCAUAUGUGCCUCUGUGAGCAGUAAGGUUCCUCAGUUCAACACAUAUGUCUGCGAUGGGAUGGUGGGGCGUUAUGUGAACAUCCACCUGCCAGGGGAAGCCACGUUUAUCAACCUGUGUGAAGUGGAAGUGACAGGAUCGCCACUAGUCCUCCCCACCACCACUCCCGUACCUGCGGUCACCCCUCCUCCCCCCAUCACCAUCACACUCCCAGGCGACUCGCGUACCGUGGUGCUGGUCCAUCAGCAGCUGAGCUGGUUCGACGCCCUGCUCCACUGCCGGAGCUUCUACAGGGACCUGCUCACCCUUCGCGACCCAGAGGAGCAGCGCUAUAUCGAGGACAACCUGCUGAACACCGCGGCCUCCACCACCACCACCACCACCCACAUGUGGCUGGGGCUACGGAGGAGGAUGCUCUCCACUCACUGGUACUGGAUGAACGGGGAGGGCAUGGGCCACAGCAGCUGGGAAGGGGGGCACCCGAGGUACCACGAGACGCCCGGCACCAGCACCUGUGGGGCGAUAGCCACAAGGGGGCAGCACCUGUGGAGCGACCAACCCUGUGAGGAGAAGCUCUUCUUCCUCUGUUACUCCGACUCCUACCUCUACUACAGUCCAGUGCAGUUUGCCAUCAGCCGUAGGAGGUAAUGAGGAGCAUUGCAUUAUGGUUGUCUUCUCAGAGAAACAGGAACACCUCCGGCACUCUGGCCACUUCGCAGCACUGUACUGUAUUUGUUCACAUUUUAUUCCUGAAUUUCCCCCUGGGGAUCAAUAAAGUUACUCUACUCUACUCUACUCUUAGAGCAAAACUUGAAUUCAAAAAGUGUGCAGGAGAUUUUGAGAUUUUUUUUUCAAUCAGCAACCUACUGUAGACUACUUGGUCCAGUGAACUUUCCAGCUACGUAUCACAGCUGUCAGAGCUGUAUGUAUGCAUAUUAUAUGUGGUAUGUAUAUGCAUACCUGUAGAAGAAAAAAAUGUUUUCCUUGUUUACCUGUCCCCGUAACAGUCCCUUUAAUCAGUUGGUUUGUGAAUGCAAUUUGUUUCCGUUUUUUUUGGCAACUUCAUAGAAGGAUUUGUAGUAAUGGGA
This is a messenger RNA of Engraulis encrasicolus (European anchovy), 2083 nucleotides long. RefSeq lists its product as uncharacterized. Bases 51 to 1643 code for a protein of 530 amino acids. Lineage: Eukaryota; Metazoa; Chordata; Actinopteri; Clupeiformes; Engraulidae. The record is from RefSeq and is a predicted model, not a curated record. The transcript is spliced from 11 exons.